Messenger RNA from Loa loa (African eye worm), 1018 nucleotides. RefSeq lists its product as hypothetical. The transcript is spliced from 6 exons. Gene Ontology annotation, molecular function: monoatomic cation transmembrane transporter activity. Gene Ontology annotation, cellular component: membrane. The coding region runs from base 11 to 1018 and encodes 335 amino acids. The record is from RefSeq and is a predicted model, not a curated record. Gene Ontology annotation, biological process: monoatomic cation transport; transmembrane transport. Lineage: Eukaryota; Metazoa; Nematoda; Chromadorea; Rhabditida; Onchocercidae.
AUUUCUAGUUAUGGUAUCGGUCGUGAUAGCAUGGUCUAAUUCAAACGUACGACAAGCUUGUAUUGCUGCUGUCGUUUGUGGCCUAUGUAUAUUAUUCCUUAUUGGUAGCGUUUCAAUUACCAGAUCGUUGAUACUCACAGCAGCUGCAUGGCUUUCAGUAUUUUCCUUCUUCUCACUAAUAUCAACGGUUAUUUCAUUAUCAGUAACACAGAAGCCAUCAGUCAAUUAUACGUAUGGUUUUGCACGGGCACCUGUUCUUGCCGUCUUUGCUACUACCGUCCUUGCAAGUUUAGCAGCUAUAUUUUUGAUUAAAGAAAGUAUGGAGCAUAUUUUGGAGAAUGAUCACCAUCUUCAUCCAAAUGGCUUGUAUAUUUUUGGUGCGAUUGCAGCAUCCGUUUCAUUGGAAAUUGCCGCUUAUGGUGUCAAAAAUCAACCAAUACAACAUGUACUUACUGCAUCUAGUAGUUCUUCAUUACAGGAACAUUUUGCUGAUAUUUCCCAUGCAGUUUGUUACAUUUUGCCCGGUCUUAGUGUACUUCUAUUGCCCCGACUGAAUGCAUUAUCACUUUUGGCUCUUUUAACAACCGUAGCAUGUGUAAUUACACAUUGGUUUGUGUCGAAUUUAUGGUGGAUUGAUGCAGCUGCUACGUUGAUACUUUCAAUUUGUAUCUUUCUGACAAUGUGGCCACUGUCAAAAUAUACUGGUCGAAUCUUAUUGCAAACCACUCCAUCCCAUAUUCACAACCAAUUAGAUAGAUGCAUAUCAGAAGCAUCGACAAUCGAUGGAGUUCUCGAAUUACGACUAGCCCAUUUUUGGCAAUUAGAUUUUACAACAAUGGCUGGUACAGUGGAUGUUCGAGUACGUCGCGAUGCUGAUGAACAGUUGGUGCUAGUGUUGAUAACCGAAAAGCUUUCUGCUGUGAUCUCUAUAUUAACAGUGCAGAUUAUUAAGGAUGUAGUAACAAGUUGGCAAGCAACAUGUAAAACGCAUUCAGUACCUACCAUGCGACCUGUAUAG